AUGUCGGUCAAAGAAACAACGAAUAAAACAAAAUUCCCACAAACUAAUAAUAAAAAUGGGGGGGGGGGGGGGGGGGGGGGGGGGGGGGGGGGGGGGGGGGGGGAGGGGGGGGGGGGGUGCGAGUCCGGAGUGGGCGGACCGGCCAUCCACAUACAAUUAAAUACCACCUCGAAAUCCGCACAAUGGGCUUCACACACCACACCCCAGUCAGCACUGGAGGUCCAGGCCGGAGGGCGGGGGGGGGGCGGGGCCCCAGGGGCCGGGGGCGACAGGGGGGCCCGAGGUCCCGCCCGCCAGGGGGGGGGGGGGGGCACCACCAGCACCGGGGUCGGACCCGGGCCGGGGGGGGGGCGUAAGGAGCCGAGCCCGGGGUGGCCCGUGCGGGGCCCGCGGCCGCGGGGGCGACGUGCCGCGCGGGGGGGGGGGGGGGGGGGGGGGGGGCGGGGGGGGCGGGGGGGGGGGGGGGGGGGGGGGGGGCGGCGGGGGGGGGGGGCGGGCCGGGCGGGGGGGCGGGGGGGGGGGGGGUGGCGGGGGGGGGGGGGCGGGGGGGGGGGGGGGGCGCGGGCGGGGGGGGGGGGGGGGCGGGCGGGGGGGGGGGGGGGGGCGGGGGGGGGGGCGGGGGGGGGGGGCGGGGGGGGGGGGGGGGCGGGGGGCGGGGGGGGGGGGGGCGGGGCGGGGGGGGGGGGGGGGGGGGGGGCGGGGGGGGGGGGGGGGGCGGGGGGGGGGGGGGGGGGGGGGGGGGGGGGGGGCGGGGGGGGGGGGGGGGGGGGGGGCGGGGGGGGGGGGGGGCGGGGCGGGGGGGGGGGGGCGGGGGGGGGGGGGGGCGGGGGAGGGGGGGGGGAGGGGGGGGGGGGGGGGGGGGGGGGGCGGGGGGGCGGGGCGGGGGGGGGGGGCGGGGGGGGGGGGGGCGGGGGGGGGGGGGGGGGGGGGGGGGGGGGGGGGGGCGGGGGGCGGGGGGGGGGGGGGGGGGGGGGGGGGGGGGGGGGGGGGGGGGGGGGGCGGGGGCGGGGGGGGCGGGGGGGGGCGGGGGGGGGGGCGGGGGUGGGCGGGGGGGGCGGGGGGGGGGGGGGGGGGGGGGGCCGGGGGGGGGGGGGCGGGGGGGCGGGCCGGCGAGAGGGACGGCGGGGGGGGCGGGGGGUGGGGGGGGCCGGGGCGGCGAGUGCGGGGGGCGCGGUGACCCGCAGGCGGCGGGGGAGGCGGGGGGGGGGGGGGGGGGGGGGGGGGGGGGGGGGGGGGGGCGGGGCGGGGGGGGGGGCGGGCGGAGGCGGCGGAGGGCGGGGGGGGGGGGGCGUGGGCGCGGGCACGGGGGGGGCGGGGGGUGCGCGGGGAGCCGUCGGGCGGGGGGGGGGGGGGGGGGGCGGGGGGGGGGGGGGGGGCCCCGCCCGCCCCGUCGGCGCAAGGGGGGGGGGCGGGACGACGCGCCGCGCGCGCGCCGCGCGGCCGGGGGGGGGGGGGGCCGGGCGGGCGUCCCCCCCGGAGACGUCGGGGGGGGGGGGGGGGGGCGGGGGGGGGGGGCGGGGGGGGGGGAGGGGGCGGGGGGCGGGGAGGGGGGGGGGGCGGGGCGGGGGGGCGUGGGGGGGGGGGGGGGGGGGGGGGGCGGGGGGGCGCCGGGGCGGGGGGGGCGGGGGCGGGUGCAGCGGCCGCGGGAGGGGCCUGCGACGCCGUCCCGUGGCGCGGGGGGGGGCGGUGAGCGGCCCGCGGGCGCGGGGCGGGGACCGGGGUGAGGGCGGCGUGCGCCACCGGCCGCGCCGGAGCAGCCGCGCCCGGGGCGGCGGAGGGGCGGGGGGGCGGGGGCGGGGGGGGGGGGGGGGGCACGGGGGGGGGGGGGGGGGAGGCCCGCCGUCGGUGCCUCGAGCCCGGCGCACCGGCGGCGGGGGCGGGCGCCGGGGGGGGCGGGGGACGGCGCGGGGGGGGCGGGGGCUAGCCGGGCGUGCGCGGAGGGGCGGAAGGCGGGAGGACAGUAAGGGAGCCCAGUGUGGUAUCCCUAGGGCCCCUGGGGGGGGGGGGGACACAAAAAGGGGGGGGGGGGGGGGGGGGGGGGGGGGGGGGGGGGGGGGGGGGGGGUGGAAAAAGGAUCGGAAGAAACACAGGGUGAGGCCCUCAAGGGGGCCCCGGGCGCGGCGGGGCCGCGGGGCGACGGGGGGGGGGGUGAGAGGCCGGAGGGGGGGGGGGGGGGGGGGGGGGGGGGGGGGGGGGGGGGGGGGGGGGGGGGGGGGGGGGGGGGAGAGCGUAGAGCUCGACUAA
Molecule: messenger RNA, 2244 nt
Organism: Dicrocoelium dendriticum
Lineage: Eukaryota; Metazoa; Platyhelminthes; Trematoda; Plagiorchiida; Dicrocoeliidae
Source: the annotation of a GenBank genome assembly